AUGGAACGAUUAUAUCACGACACUAAUCAAUUGCUGCAAAAGGUUCAAAUCGACUUGGGAAGAUUGGAAACUUCGCAAAACGAGCAAGACGCUCAAGUAAUCGUUCGUUCGAUUUAUACGGACUUGAAAUCCCUUACCGAAAACUGCACGCGGUUGGAUCAUUAUGUUGCUAAAGAGCCGCCGACUGUUCGACAAAUGGCCCGAAUGAAAGUUGAACAACUAAGAAGCGAUGUUCAAAGAGUCGAUAUAGCAACGACAGGCGUUCAUCAAAAAAUGACAGCGAAAUGGAGAGCCGCUAGUGAAAGACAAGAAUUAUUGAAGCAGCGAUUCAAAGCCAAUGACACUGCUCUUUCAAUUGGCGAUCACGAGCUUCAACUAAAUGAUCGUCUUCAGUCAUCUCACCGAAGUCUGGACGAUCUCAUUAGUCAAGGUUCAUCAGUUCUUGAGAAUCUACAGUUUCAACACGCUAACUUGAAAGGCGUUCGCAGAAAGAUUCUAGAUGUCGGCAAAGUGCUUGGUCUUUCAACGACGACAUUGAAAGUGAUCGACCGUCGAAUGCAAGAAGACUUGUUCAUUUUCAUAAUCGCCGCAAUACUGUUUUGCAUCUUCAUGUACGUCUUCUACACGUUCUGGAAGAGAACAACCUAA
Messenger RNA from Caenorhabditis bovis, 648 nucleotides. The record is from the annotation of a GenBank genome assembly. Lineage: Eukaryota; Metazoa; Nematoda; Chromadorea; Rhabditida; Rhabditidae.